Molecule: messenger RNA, 1005 nt
Organism: Caenorhabditis remanei
Lineage: Eukaryota; Metazoa; Nematoda; Chromadorea; Rhabditida; Rhabditidae
Exons: 4
Coding region: 1-1005 (334 amino acids)
Biological process (GO): rDNA heterochromatin formation; regulation of transcription by glucose; cellular response to glucose starvation
Cellular component (GO): nucleolus; rDNA heterochromatin; chromatin silencing complex
Molecular function (GO): methyltransferase activity
Source: RefSeq, a predicted model, not a curated record
AUGGCGAAGAAGCGAAAGAACGAUGAUGAAAAAAGCGGCGAAGGUGCGCCAGCCGAGAAAAAGGAGAAGGUAGAGAAAUGGUUGAAGACGUCGGGGGAUUCUGAAGCGGCGGCGACGACGGAGAAGAAGAAAAAGAGACCGUGGAGAAAUAAGGUUCGAAAACUUGCGGCGAAAAAAGCGGCAGCUGAAAAGAAAACUUCUGAAAAUCCAGAAGAAUCGAUGAUUCUGGAAGCAUCAGAAGACGUGACCAAAAAGAAGAAAAAACGAGGACCGAAAAAGAAGAAAUUCAAGCCAGAAGUCGUUGAGAAGAAGGCAGAUGACGUCACUGAGGAUUCUGAAGUCGUCGAUAAGAUUGCUGACGCCAAGAAGCGACUUGACGCCGGACGAUUCAGAUACUUGAACGAGAAACUGUAUACAUGCACUGGAUCCGAGGCGUUUGAUUUCUUUAAGGAGGAUAGGACCGCCUUUGAUUUGUAUCAUAAGGGCUUUGCGGAUCAGGUCAAAAAAUGGCCGAAUCAUCCGCUCCGAGAGAUCGUCCGUUGGCUCCAAUCGAAACCAGAUCAACAGUCAGUAUUCGAUUUGGGAUGUGGUGAGGCGAAGAUUGCGGAGGCUGUUGGAGAGAAACAUAAGAUUCGCUCCUUCGACUUGGUGGCUGUAAACGAGCGAGUCGAGUCUUGUGACAUGUCGAAACUUCCAGCAGAGGAUGGAUCUGCGGAUAUUGUCAUAUUCUGUCUAUCUCUUAUGGGAACGAAUCUUUAUGAUUUUAUCAAAGAGGCCAGAAGAGUUCUUAGAAUUGGCGGUAUCCUGAAAAUCGCCGAAGUCACCUCCCGUUUCGUAUCCAUCAAACAAUUCUGCGAAGCGAUCACCAAAAUGGGAUUCGAGAUGGCCAACCGUCGUCAACUCACCGACUAUUUCAUGAUGUUCGAAUUUCGAAAAAUCGAGAAAGUCGAGCAGAAACGGCCGUACGGAUUGAAGUUGAAGCCGUGUUUGUAUAAGAAGCGUUGA